Messenger RNA from Kwoniella botswanensis, 6051 nucleotides. RefSeq lists its product as uncharacterized. Gene Ontology annotation, biological process: metaphase/anaphase transition of mitotic cell cycle; anaphase-promoting complex-dependent catabolic process; protein K11-linked ubiquitination. Bases 1 to 6051 code for a protein of 2016 amino acids. Lineage: Eukaryota; Fungi; Basidiomycota; Tremellomycetes; Tremellales; Cryptococcaceae. The record is from RefSeq and is a predicted model, not a curated record. Gene Ontology annotation, cellular component: anaphase-promoting complex. The transcript has 3 exons. Gene Ontology annotation, molecular function: molecular adaptor activity.
AUGCUGCAAGCUACGGUGAUAGGACCGGCAGAGUGGCCAGGUCAGAUCUUGUACUCCCGCAGAGACCCUGGACCCAGCAGAGAAGCUUUCAAUAACUAUUCAAGCACCUUUCAAGAUCAACGCCAAGAAACGGACAAACCGCUAGGAAGGACUUUACAAGCCAUCGAGAACCCAAGUGAUGGUAUUGACGAGGAAUAUAAAGAAGAAGAGCUAGUGUGGUAUGGUAAGACGGUAGUAUGGAGUCGAGGCACUCAGAUAUUCAGAAAAUACACAUACGACCUAGAGAAAGAAGAUGUUUCCACAGCUGUGUUCGCAUGGUUCAAGACAGGUGAUGAAGCUGGUUCAUCGAAAGAUGUCUCUCCCAAGGGCAAACAAGCUAUGAAGUCUCCAGACACAUUCGGUCCAUUCCACCAAUCUCAACAUGAACAUUGGGGAACACCCAGACUCUCAUCCCCGUCUUCAUCCUCCUCGAAUCCACCAAAACUCGAACGAACAUUGGUUGUCUUCCUACAAACUCGAGCACAUGUGUACUACUCGUCCGGAGAAGAUGUAGUCGUGCACUUACCAUUCGCUAUAGAUGGAGCAUGGCCAUUGUCUACCGGUGGACUUAUCGUUCAAAGAGCGUUGGAAAAGAGGGAAUUGAGAAAAUUAGGUAAAGAGAAACGAAAAUCCGGAAGUGUAUUAAGAGGAAUGACGGAUCAUUCUUCAAUGACUAUAUUAGAUGACUUGAUGGAUAUGGAGGAUGAUACAGCCCCUUACUUACCUAGAUUGUACACUUUGGAAAACCCUUUCGACGAAAUGAAGAUGAUUGUUGAAGGGAGAGUUGAAGAUGGUUUCGAUCAAGCUAGUGGGAGGUUAAUAUCCCAAACACAUGCUAUCGACUCCUCUUUAUCCAUCUUAUACGUCUCACCUGAUCCGUACCCAUUCGUUGUAACGUAUAAUUGCGAAUCAAACGAAAUUAUUCUCUAUCGUAAAACAUAUAUACCCGACCAGCCUGACUUACCACCUCUACCACCCAAUCCACGUACUAUGCGACCUGAAGAAAUCCUUGGACCAUGGGAAGCACCUGUCCCAAUCCCUCGGUCCACCAGGGCAGGAAGACCUUCUUUGCAUCGUAAUCCCUCGUCAUUUGGUCCAUCGUCUGAUAAUAGAACUUCCAGUAUCUCAGAUCCAUUAGACAGGACUCAGCGCAGAGCACCUAGAAUAUCCCGUGGACUGAGGGUAGCUCAAGAACACCCAAUAGCGACUGAUGAGCUACAGGCUACUUUAGAUCCUACCCCUAUAGUACCCCCUCCAUCCACAACAAAAAGAAGGAGUCGAGGAUUAUCGAUAUUGUCGACGACGACCACAGCCCAAGAUUCCAAUAAGAGAACAUCAGGAGCAAGUUCGUCUUUCGUUCUUUCGGACAUGCAUGAUAAACAUGACAAGAUGGGUCUACAGGCCAUAGCGGAGAUGGAUUUGAGAGAGACAACUAUGAUGAUGGGUCUAGAGAGGGAUGAGGUGGGAAGCAGAAGUGAUCUGGUUUUGGAUAAAGUAUGGACUUGGAGAGCUCCGUAUGCCAUCACACCAGACAAUGUUUCGGUCUUCCUCAGCGAUAAUCUCUUCUCCACUUCGGUUGUCAUCAAUCUACACAUAUCUCAGCCUGGUCAUACUCCUCACUUGUAUCCAUUCCAUGCUCAAUUCCGGUCAAUCCCCUACAAAUUUUUUGCCAUCACUCCCUCACCGCUUAUUGAAUGUCUGUCUGCUAUUCCGAUAAUAUCCACUCGCCCGCAUGUCUACGACGUGCUGCUUCUUGCUAGAAACAGUAGUCUCUCUUUAAUGACAAGCGGAGGUAGACAAAUAUCACUUCAAAUCCCACGUCAACCUAGAGAAGGUCAUGAAGAAGUAGCUAGAAAGCUCGCGUCUAGUCUUAGAAUGGCAGUGGACGAGAAACAUACUCGUCUGAAUUCGGAAAGGAGGAUACUCAAGCUUUUAGAUCCCAUAGGACCAAGAUUUACAAUCAUAUAUGAAGAUGGUGAAUGUCUAAGAGUUGAUGCGGAUCUUCGGAUCGAUCAUCAUUUGACGAGACAGUGUUUUGAGGCUUUGUCGUAUGUCAUUCCACCUCAGCAAUUCUUCUUCGUCAAAAGAGAAAUCCUAUCUUCCCUGCACCAAUUACCAUCUAUACAGCGGCGUGAUGACGGGCAAUUUUGGAAAAUCUUCUCGAGCGUUAUACGUGCGAUGUUACAAAUUGAAGGUGAAAGCCAACCGACAAAUCCAUUCGAGACUUUAGUACACGAUGGUCAGAUAUCAUCAAAUCCGAUCGCUCGUCGUCUUGCUCAGAGAAUGACACGCAACACCUCGGCAACUCGUUCAUUAUUGACAACGGGUCUGAUGUACGGUGAAACGCUUCGACUAGAAGACACAGCUCCGAUCAUGCUUGCGCUUCAUUUUGUCGCCCAGGAUCUGCGAUUGUCAUCGACUGGGCGUAAAGAAAUCGGAGGAAUCGUCAGGUUGAUAUCCGAUUUGGCUAGCAAAAUGGGCAGAUGGGAUUGGAAAGAUUACUGGGCUAGGAUUAUGCCUUGCGAAGUUUCAGACAUGCACCCCAAUCAAGGCAUAACCUAUGAUACGACUGUCUUAGACCAAUUCGAUGCUCCACCGGACAUUAUGGCUUAUCUCCAUCAACAACUCAUAACCCGUACGAAAUCUUUCCCUUCACCUAUAAGUCUUUUAGCCCAUCCCGCUUCAUCCGAGCUAGGUUAUGUUAAUCCUUGUCGACAGACCACUUUAAUAACUGGAAUAUUCUCCUUUUUCACCGCACCAAACUCAUCUCGAGCAGCUGCAGCUGUGAAGCAUAUGGUACUAGUGGGAUUAGAUCUAAAUUGGCUUUCUGAUCUGCCCUACGGCAUUGCUUUGCCAAUUUUGGAGACGCUUAGAUUCUGUCAACAUAAUCCGCCUAAAGAUUGGGAUGCCAAGAUGUACGAGCUCAUCGCAAGGUGGGACUUGGGGAUCAGGGCCAUGGGUGAAGCGAACGUUAGUGGCAGGGAAGAUCCCGAUUUGGACCUCGGGCUGGAAAGAAUACCCACCAUCAAAGAGCUUGUCGGAUCCGUUAGUGAGGACAAGAAGAAGCCUCAACAACCUGUUUUACCGCAUGCUCGAUUUGGCUCAGAUCGUCGAGUACAGGAAGUCGAACGUAUCAUGCAGACUACAAGGGUACGAACGAUCGCUGUCCAGGAUCCUAAAGGCGCAUCAGAGUCAGAUGUCGUCAGGUAUCAGCAGACUGUAGUCAAUACUCUCGCCAAUAGAACAUUGUCUAUACCUGUGGGUCAAGGGAUGUUCGAAUUUGGAACUCGAUCAACUAAUAUCACAGAUGUUUGGAAUAUUCCUCUUAUCGAGUUAUCAGUCAAAGUCGGUCCUGGUAAACCUACAAUGAAAGCGGAGAUCGUAUCGGACAGUGCGGAAUGGCCAUGCUUUCACAAUGGUGUCGCAGCUGGUCUUGCGAUUUCUCCGGAAUGUCAAGGUAUCGAUAGUUCCUGGAUAGUCUUCAAUCGACCGAACAUCCUCAAUGCGGAACAUGGUGGAUUCUUACUCGCACUCGGUCUCAAUGGUCAUCUUAGGUCGUUAAUGACAUAUCAUGCCUUCCCCUUACUGGAACCAAGACACGAUUUUACUUCUGUCGGAUUACUUCUUGGUCUAGCAUGUUCAUAUGCCGGUAGCGAAGACCUCUUGAUUACGAAAGUUCUUUCUCUCCACACCCAUGCUUUACUCCCACUUGGAUCGAUGGAACUCAACGCUUCGCCCAUCAUUCAAUCAUCAGCACUCCUUGGUCUGGGUCUAGUCUACGCGGGCAGUAGGAACCUUCGAAUGGCCGAAGUAACACUCAGCGAAGUAGGAAGGAAAGAGAUGCCCAAUGUAGAUGGUUUUGCAGAUUAUCAAGAAUCCUAUUCCUUCUCUGCUGCCAUGGCAUUCGGACUGAUCAUGCUUGGUAAAGGAGGUGAAUCGACUUCUGAGGUGGAACGAAGGAUGUUAACUCAACUUCGAAGAUGUAUCCUCGGUGAUACGCCGGUUUUAGAAAGCACAAAAGCUAGGAGCGCCGUACCAACAAUCGAUAAUAAUAUUACUGGUUCAGGAGCGACGUUAGCUUUGGGUUUGAUGUACCUCAAAUCUGGAAGAAGGGAUAUAGCGGAUAUCAUAACAAUCCCUCAAACUACUUUUGAACUGGACCAAGUACGACCUGAUUUGUUACUCUUACGGACAUUCGCGAGAUCCUUGAUACUUUGGGAUGAAAUUACCCCGAUGAUGGGAUGGAUAGAAGAUCAAUUACCGCAAUUCAUCAAAACAGCCCACGAUAAAGGUCAUAAUCAUAAACGAAGUACGAAUCAUAUGGAAUUAUCGACCGAACUAGCUUAUCUCAAUAUCGUCUCUGGAGCAUGUUUUGCAAUCGGCAUGAAAUAUGCUGGGACAGCUACUGAAAUGGCCCAUACGAACCUAAUGACUUUCUUUGGGGUGCUAUCGAAAGCUGCCACUGGAUCAAGUAUGACAUACGAAGGUAGAAUUAGACGUACAGCCGCAAGACAGGGCUUGAAUAUCGUUACGUUAGCUUUGGCAAUCGUCAUGUCCGGUACGGGAGAAUUGAGUGUCUUGAGGAGAUUGAGAGUAUCUCAUGGACAGGAAGGUGCGGGUGUAACUUACGGGAGUCAUAUGGCUAUGCAUAUGGCACUUGGGAUGUUAUUCCUUGGAAGAGGUCAUUAUACGCUCGGAAAUUCGAAUUUAUCAAUUGCUGUCAUGUCUAUUGCGUUCUUCCCUCGAUUCCUAGGUUCACCAGGUGAUAACAAAUCUUACCCUCAGGCGUUUAGGCAUCUUUGGGCUUUGGCGGUAGAACCUAGAUGUCUGGUUGCGAAGGAUGUCGAUACGUUGGAAACUGUUUAUUUACCUGUGAAAUUGAAGGUUAAAGAACAAACACCAGGAGCAUCGACAUCGACUAUCGACGUGCAAGAUAAGAAAUCCAGUGGUGGGACUGUCAAAGUAAGAUCGCAAAGUUUGAUUUCACCAACCCUGAUCAGUCCAUUCGAAAAUAUCUUAUCUAUCGAAAUUGAUUCACCGCGAUAUUGGUCUGUGAAAUAUGAUUGUGAUUCGCCAAAGGACAAACUAGGGUUAAUCAGGAAUAGAACCAUAUACGUUAAGCGUAAAUUGGGUUUCUUAGAUUAUAAUUCGGAUCCUAAAGGGAAUAGAAGCUUGUUUGUUAGAGCUGGUUCUAUGACUGGGAUAGAUCUACAUUACGACUUGGUCUCUUAUCAACAGCCCACAAGUCCAGCGAAUAAUAGCAAUAUAUUGGGAUCGGAAGAGGUUGAAGGGUUGGUCAGAGUACAUUCGGGUGAUCCGGCGCUGAUUAGAUUAUCCAAAUUUUUCAACAACAACUACAACGCCGGCGAAUCUGGUAAUGAUCGACAAGGCAUGGAAAUCAACAGCAUAAACAAUUUCAUUGAGAUUGUUUUGUUGGAAUGUCUAUCAUUGGAUAAACCCCAUCUUAUACCGGUUUACUUGGACAUGUACAUGUCGCUCCAACGAUCGAGUAAAGAAUGGGGAUUGGGAAUAGAAGAGUUGAACCAAUUAAAAUUCAUAAGGUACUUCUAUGAUAAGAUAUACGAUAAAUCCUUCAACUCUUCUUCGUCAACUCCAAAUGAAAAGAGAUUCCCAUUGGUAAGGAUGAACUUUGUUAACUCCCUUAUCCGACGACUCGCCCAGCCUACUUCCACGGAUGAAGCAUUGGAUAGUGUGGUCAGAUAUCUUAGAGGAGAACAAGAAGAUAUGGAAUGGACGGAAGGCUUAGUUAAAUAUAUAUGGAAGAAUAACUUACCGCCUUUACCUCUCCUUGAGAUGCUUAAAGAAAAGGUCAGACAGAGUGCUAUCGAUAGGGAGGUGCUAAUUUUGAAGCUGAGAGAUGUAUCCGAGGGGUAUCGAAAGAGGUUAUCAGGGCAGUACGGGGAGCGAAACGGGCUGGAUGACGGGGUGGUAGAGGGUGAGGGGUGGAAGAUGGACAGUGUGAGAGAGACGAUUAGGGUAUGGACGGAGUAG